UGCAUCUGUAUAAAAGGUACAUAUUGAGGUGGGUUUCUGGAGAAAUUAGAGGGGAAUGGAUAUGCCAGCAGACUUCGAUCGUCUUCUCCUUUUCGAACACGCCAUCCGUGCCGCUGAAGUCACCUACGCCAAAAACCCUCUCGACGCCCAAAACUUAACCAAAUGGGGAGCUGCUUUGCUUGAACUAUCCUCAUUUCGAAAUAUCCAUGAAUCUAAAGCUCUGAUUAAAGAAGCCAUAUCGAAAUUGGAGGAAGCAUUAUCAAUUCAGCCAAAUAAUCACGAGGCUUUGUGGUGUAUGGGUAAUGCUCAAACUUCUUAUGCCUUUAUGACUCAUGAUAAAGAUGAAGCUAAAGGUUAUUUCGAUUCCGCUUACAAUUUCUUUCAGAAGGCCGUUGACGAGGAUCCAGGGAAUGAACUUUAUCAGAAAUCAUUUCAAGUGGCUGCAAAGGCUCCUGAAUUACACUCAGAGUUCCUUAGACAGAAUUUGAGUCAACAAGCCAUGGCCUCAGGGGUUGGAGCUGGGUCAUCAACAUCUUCCAAUGCCAGGGGACCAAAACCACAGGAUAGCAGUGAUCUGAAAUAUGACAUAUGUGGAUGGAUUAUUCUUGCUGUGGCUAUUGUGGUGUGGGCAGGAUUUGCAAAAGCUAAUGUACCUCUACCACCUCCAAAAUGAUACAACACAUUGUUUGGCGAUGUCUGCUGGUUUGGAUCAGAUAUUCGAUUAUUGAGUACAUGUUUGCAGUGGUGAGAAAUAGGGACUUCUAUCUGAUUCUAAGUUUUGACCUAGGUAAUGCAAGAUCACAACAAUUUGACCUGAUUAGGGUAUGAUGAUGUCAGUCACUAUGAUCAAAUAUUUUCUCAUGUAAGUCAACCAAGACCAUUUGGCAAAAUCUUGCAACAUGUGUUUCUCUGUA
Molecule: messenger RNA, 914 nt
Organism: Erigeron canadensis
Lineage: Eukaryota; Viridiplantae; Streptophyta; Magnoliopsida; Asterales; Asteraceae
Product: mitochondrial import receptor subunit TOM20-like
Exons: 6
Coding region: 56-673 (205 amino acids)
Biological process (GO): protein insertion into mitochondrial outer membrane
Cellular component (GO): mitochondrial outer membrane translocase complex
Molecular function (GO): protein binding
Source: RefSeq, a predicted model, not a curated record